Salvia splendens (bonfire salvia) is the source of this 3309-nucleotide messenger RNA. Its product is annotated as probable RNA-dependent RNA polymerase 5. Gene Ontology annotation, molecular function: RNA-directed RNA polymerase activity. NCBI's taxonomy places the organism in Eukaryota, Viridiplantae, Streptophyta, Magnoliopsida, Lamiales, Lamiaceae. The record is from RefSeq and is a predicted model, not a curated record. Bases 127 to 3144 code for a protein of 1005 amino acids. Gene Ontology annotation, cellular component: nuclear RNA-directed RNA polymerase complex. Gene Ontology annotation, biological process: siRNA processing. The transcript has 18 exons.
AGCAAACGUAUCAAUUGCCGUUUGAUGAAGUCCUGUCAUGUCAUAUCAUUCAAACUCUGUAUAAUUUGAUACUCACCAUUCCACUCCCACUUCCACUCCUGCUCUCUCUCAAUUCAAAAUCUCAAAAUGGAGGCAAAAAAGCGGAAGAAAGAGUUGUCUAACAGCGAUCACUUGCGUCUACCGGAAUCGGUAGAGCUGGCCAUCAAUAAAAUUUUAGUGGAAAAGCAGCUGCAAACGCCGCUUAAGAGUUACGCGAGAAAAAUGCUGCGUGAGAUCGGGGAGCAGCCAUCUUUGGAGAUUCUGAACAUUAUUCACUCCUCCAAAAAUCCUGUUACGAGCUUUAGUGGUUUUGUUUCUAAGAUGGUGAAGAAAAACCACCCAAUUCAAGCCGAUGCCAUUCUCAGCCAUUACAACUGCUCCCCUCUCGGCAUCAGCUCGCCAUCCUCCGCCUCUCCGACUAUCGCUCGCUAUGGUGAAAGUAUGCAAAGGACAGGCUUUCAAAAUAUAAGUUGUCGGCUAUCUUUUCAAGAUGGGGCUAUGGGAAGCCGGAGUUGUAUUGUAAAAGAUGCAUCUCUGCUUUCCAGAGAACAUAUUGAGAAGUCCGAGCCUGUAACAAUUAGUCCACAGUUGUUGAUCCUGAACAAACUUGAAUAUAGGAAACUAUUUUUGCUGUUAAGCUACACCAAAGGGAAGAAGUUGGAAGAUCUCCUGAGCAUUGAAGAUGCUAAUAAAGUGUAUACUAAUAACAGUCUUCCCAUGAAAGAUUUUGAACACUACAUUUGGGAUUUUCUUGGUUCCAAGUACUGCGAGAAAUCAGAUCGCAUUCAGCAUCUUGAUUGGGAUUCUGGGAAAACUCAUAUCUAUAACUGCCAUGUUGACCCGGAUGGAAGUAACUAUUUCAAGGGGCCAUAUCUUAAUAGCUCGAGAACUCACAUGCAAAGAUCAUUGGGAGACGAUAAUGUACUGACAGUCAAGUUUGUAGAGAAUGCGGAGUAUCCGGCACGCAAAAUUGUUGAAGAAGGACUGUUUGUUGGUCUAAGGCGUUAUCGAUUUUUCGUAUUCAAAGAUGAACUGAGGAAGGCAAAGAAAAACAAAGUCGGGAGGGACAAGGAGUCAACCCACUCUGAUGUGAAGUGUUAUUUUGUCCAUUUUGAUUCCAUUUCGUCCCAUGAUCAUGAGGAAGAUUAUAUUUUGUUUCGAAAAUCUGUCAGUGAAGCAAGGGGCCUCUUCAUGCAUGUACACAAGCUACCAACCAUAGAAAAGUACAUGGCCAGGCUUUCCCUUAUUCUGUCCAAGACCACUAAGAUUGAUCUUGAUUUUGCUGCUAUCAUAGUGGAGAUAAUCGAAGAUAUACCUUUCCAGGAUGAGAAUGGCUCUAUUAUUUACGACGAGGAUGGAAAGCCUAUCUUACAUACUGAUGGAACUGGAUAUAUCUCUGAAGACUUGGCAAUGAAGUGUUCGAAAGAUUUACACGCCUCAUUGCAUAAUAUGGAGAUUAGUUUUGAGCAUCUACUGAUUCAAUGCCGUUUGUUUCAUGAUGGCUAUGCUGUCAAGGGAACUCUGCUUUUAAAUAGAAAGCUUGAACCAGGAAGAAUUCAGAUUAGGCCAUCAAUGAUUAAGGUGCCAAAGGACCCAGCAUUGGAGAGUGAAGAAUUUUUUACAUUCAACUCUCUGGAGAUUAACACCAUUAGUCACAGACCUAACCGCAGUUAUCUUUCAAAAUAUUUGAUUGCUUUGCUGAGCUAUGGAGGGGUUCCUCAAGAGUUCUUUCUCAAUUUGCUUAAUAAAGCUUUAGAAGAGACGCGGAAUGUCUUCUCCAAUAUGCGAGCGGCUUUGAGAGUUGCUUCCCUCCAUGACGACUGGGCUUUUGGUUUUAUAGCCCAGAGAAUGAUUUGCUCUGGGGUACCUCUUGAUGAACCGUUUCUCCAAUAUUGUCUAGGGAGUUUGGAAAGUAGUGAGAGAACUAAACUUAAAGAAGGCAGGAUACCAGUGAAUGAAUGCUUUUACUUAAUGGGGACUGCUGAUCCUACUGGUGUAUUACAUAAUGACGAAGUCUGUGUUAUCCUUGACAGCGGUCAGAUAUCAGGGAAUGUAUUAGUAUACAGGAAUCCUGGAAUGCAUUUUGGAGAUAUUCAUGUCAUGAAGGCUGUGUAUAUUGAAGAAUUGGAAGAGUUUGUUGGCAAUGCCAAGUAUGGCAUUUUCUUCUCAACCAAAGGCCAGAGAUCAGCAGCUUAUGAAAUGGCAACUGGCGAUUUUGAUGGUGACAUGUAUUGGGUUUCCCGAAACCCUGAGCUAUUGAAAUUUUUUAAACCAAGUGAACCAUGGAGACGUUUGUACCCAGCCCCACAGGCUGAGAAGAAAGAUCUGCAGCAGUAUUCAAGUCUGCAGUUAGAACAUGAACUUUUUCAACUAUUCCUUGAUUCUAGGACACCGAGCCACACUAUGGGCAUUGCAGCAGAUAGCUGGCUCACAUACAUGGAUCGGCUGCUGACUCUAGGUGUUGAUCGUACACCCGAGAUAAAUUCUCUGAAAGAAAAAAUGCUUAAGUUGAUUGACAUCUACUAUGAUGCAAUAGAUGCACCAAAAAGUGGCAAAAAGAUCAAUCUACCCGAUUAUUUGAAAGCAGAGUUGUUUCCGCAUCACAUGGGAAGAGUGGUCGAGAAUAGCUAUCACUCCUCCUCCAUAUUGGGUCUAAUAUAUGACAGAGUACAGGAAUUUCAGAAUGGUGAUGUUCCGGGAAAAGAAAUCUGGAAAAUGCCAUGCUUUGACAUUCCAAUCCCUGAGGAUUAUCUCAUCACGUGGAGAGAUAGGUAUAAGUGCUAUUGCGGGGAGAUGGCAAACGCCCUAAACCGCAGUGAUGAAGCUAAGAAGGAUGCCGCUGAUGAUGUGAUUAAAAAAUACAAGCAGUUAUUGUACGAUGCUCCUGAUAUGGAGGAAAGUGCAAAGGAUACCACCGUGUUGUAUGAGGAAUCCCUUGCUAUAUAUCAUGUAACAUACGACAUGGCGAGCAGCGUGGAGAAGUGUGGGUUUGCUUGGAAAGUAGCUGGAUCUGCACUGUGCAGUCUCUACGCCUGGAAAUCAGUUGCUCACAAGGAGAAGCCGUUGAUGAUGUCACCGUCAGUUCUGCGCGACUUGUUGAAGUGAGCACUCAGUCGGGUCCGUUCCUGUGUUGUAACAUGGUAUUGCGUAUUAAUUGUCUAGGCAUUACGACUUACCUUGUAAAGUAUGGAAACAAUGCGAACAAGGCUUCGGCUUAACAUGUAUCGUGUAGAUAUUAAUAUGAUUUAACCCAUUCGAACCCUUGUGCUA